This is a messenger RNA of Propithecus coquereli (Coquerel's sifaka), 558 nucleotides long. RefSeq names its product chromosome unknown open reading frame, human C8orf89 (gene CUNH8orf89). Lineage: Eukaryota; Metazoa; Chordata; Mammalia; Primates; Indriidae. The record is from RefSeq and is a predicted model, not a curated record. The coding region runs from base 40 to 525 and encodes 161 amino acids. The transcript has 4 exons.
AUCUCAUUUUCAUCAGCACUGUUGAAAGAAGAAGAAAAAAUGUCAGUGCUAUCUCCUGAAAUCAAAUUUGAUACUUCUAAAGUCACCAGAAAUUCCCUUGACAGUUGUUUUCAUUUUGAGAGUAGCUGGAAAAGAGCAGUUUUGGAAACACAAAAGAUAAGGAAAGAAUACACCACAGCAUUUGGUCUGGAAGAGGUCAAAGAAUGUGUCAAAAUGCCAUAUUUACCAGCAUUGCAAAGUUACCACAAAAGUGUAAGUUCAACGCCACUAGAUGUUCAUAAAAGACUGCUCCAUGGUGAUUUCGAGAUGCCCACAGUCAGGAUAAAGAAGGCAGAGGAGACAUACACCAUGGCACCGCUUUGGGAGAAAUCGAAAGGUUCUAGCUUCAGUGAUCCUCUCACUGGAGCACCAUCUCAGUACCUACAGAGGCUUUCCAGAAUGGCCAUACUGGAGUAUGAUACCAUUCGUCAGGAAACAACCAGAAAAUCAAAAAAAGACAAGAAAGGAGAGCUACGAGACUGCUGAUGAAUACCACACAGUGUGAUGCUUUUUUCACUG